AUGUUUUCAAAACUUGCGCUUAGAAAUUUCAAAAGCUCAGCUCGCACACUAGCAUCACGCAGCUCUGCGCCGCUCUCUCAGCGCACAUUCGCAACGAACAGCAAGCUCCUCUCGGCGAACAGGGUAUCGCACAACCCAACUUCCGACAACCCACAGCACGCGGCAGAGAAUGCCAAGCAGGAGGCCAGCAAAGUAGCCCACGAUGUGAGCGACUACAUUUCAGGUGGUCAAGCGGCGCAAUUGGGCAGUGAGCCGCACAUGCACCCAACUAUUGGAAAGGAAUUCGAGACAAUGACGCGAGGUCUGUACGUGAAUAUCCCACGCCCAGCCAUCUUGUGGGGAGCCUUAGGCGGUGUACCAUACCUCGGUACAACAAUCUCGCAUGUUUAUCUCAGCUCGCAGCUCUACAGCGCUAAUAUGGGCGUACCGGAUAUCGACAUGGCCAGCGUGAGUCACCUGCUGUCGACUGUGGAGAACAUCCAGAUAGGGUAUGGUGCAGCUAUGCUGUCGUUCCUCGGCGCUAUUCACUGGGGUAUGGAGUUUGCAGAAUUUGGCGGCAGACAGGGCAACCAGAGAUACUUGAUCGGUGUCGCACCUUUCGUCAUCGCCGCUAUGUCGACUGUGCCAGGCUGGCAGUUGGGCAUGAUCACCCAGUGGACUGGAUUCGCUUACCAAUGGGGCAUGGACACUAAGUUGACGCAGAGGGGAUGGACUCCGCACUGGUUCGCUGCGUACAGAUUCUGGCUCACAGUCGCUGUUGGCUCACUCAUCUUGCUCUCACUAGCAAGCUCAAACUACUUUACUCCAAGAGUUGGCUCGAACCUUGAAGAGAGAAGAUUGCUGCAAUCUCAAAAGACUGGCAAGCUUGCAGGAUAUACCAAGUCAGAAUCAGGCUCAGAGAUUGACGAGGACCCAACCGGCAACGUCUUUGGUGUGAUCAAGAAGAAGGAAUCUGGAGACAGCGAGGGUGAAGAAGAGGAGUAA
This is a messenger RNA of Wallemia ichthyophaga EXF-994, 984 nucleotides long. RefSeq lists its product as uncharacterized. Bases 1 to 984 code for a protein of 327 amino acids. The transcript has 2 exons. NCBI's taxonomy places the organism in Eukaryota, Fungi, Basidiomycota, Wallemiomycetes, Wallemiales, Wallemiaceae. The record is from RefSeq and is a predicted model, not a curated record.